GUUUCAUAAACAAAAGUGUUCGAGUAUGUUGUGUUAAUUUCAUUAUUGCAUGAUGUUAUGUUGGCUGUGGGAAGCUAGAAGAAGAAACAACAAGGAUUUGUUUUGGUGAUGUUUUGACAGUUGGAAAUUUAACUAUAUAUGAAUGCAUUAAUGUUACUAAUAUGCAGUUUGUUGGCAAAAUGCAAUCUGGAAAGAUGGUCCUAAGCCACGAAAGCAAGUCAGGGGCACUUCUCGACAUGCUGGCCGAGGUAGCAUCCCAGAAGCUCCACUCCGACCCUGCAGUUCGGUCGCCAGCCGUGGGACGUUCUCCUUCAUCCAGACUCCCCAGCAAACCGAAGCGUCUGUUUUGUCACGGAAAGGCCAUGAACAAUACUUCAGUUACUUUGGGCGAACUGCAAAGCUUGUCGCCCAAUCAUCUGUUGAAGCUCUUUGCAGACUUUGAUGGGGAUGAAAUGAAAAGGACGUUCUUGUACACUUGCUGCAUAGAUACAGUGAACUGCCAUCAACAAUUCUCUAGUUUUGGAAGUGAGAUCAAAGCCCGUGAGCAGAUGAAAAUUCACUUGCAAAGCCAUGUCAGUAAGCUUUCAUCUGAAGGUAAUUCGACAAUGAGGUUUGAAACAGUGGAAUCUCAGAAACGGAGAACAAACGGUGACUGGAAGGAAAUUUCCCUUGGCAAGAAAGUUCAGAGGACUAGAAAGGACUGUGUGUUCCAACCAAGAGAGCCAGACGAGAACGACAGCAACAUCCCGAACAAGAAAUUGUGCAGCCCGAUCAGCAGAGAGCCUGCAACCAUCCAGAAGUGCCCAGGGCUGGAGGGGUGGGACAGGGCCGGAGGACAGGUGUCGUGUAGCAUCUACCGGGAACACAACUACACCAGCUUGACCCCGGCAGCUGGUCCGGAGCCCGGAGAGGGAGAUACCCCUGCCCCAGAUGCUGAGCACUCCUUCAUUCAGGUGUUUGACGACACAAUGAGCGUGGCGCAGUAUGAGGAGAUCCCUGUGUACGAGACCGAUAAAAACUUGGAGGAAGGAGUAGCAGUCUCCAAACAGGCAAAUGACGUAGUUUUGGUAUGUUGUGUUGACGAUAACUGGGUCAAACAACUUACCACCUACAGCACCGCUAAUGUCACUGCAAACAUAAAUGAUCCAGAGCAUUUUGUAUCAGAUGAAUUGCCAGUGAAGAAUGAAGAACAUGAAACCCUUAAAAAGGAAGAGGCUGUUAUUGUCAGUUGCAUGGAACCACAAGAAGAGAGUUUAGAAAGGAAGAAACCAAAAGGAAAGGCAAAAUUUAUUGGACAGUCAAAAGUUGAAAAGGAGAUGGCAAUUGCCAUGAUAGAAUCAAUGAAGCGGAAAGGAAAUUCAACGGAAUGCUUGGAGUGCAGAAUCUGUAAUCCGCCGAGAGUGUUUACGGCACUCACAACCCUCAUAAGUCACUACAGGAGUCAUGCCGGCAUCAAGCCGUACGAGUGUCGUAUCUGUGGCUCCGUGUUCACGCGGCAGCACAGCCUCAACUACCACAUGCUGAUCCACUCAAACAAGACCCGCUUCACCUGCACCGACUGCGGCCGCACGUUCAGACACCCCUCGCACUUCAAGGAGCAUCGCAGGCGCCACACCGGCGAGAGCCCGUACGAGUGUGCCGAUUGCACGGUCAGAUUCAAGACACGGAAUACUUUCAAAAGGCACAUGAAAACUCGUCAUGGGAAGCUGUUAACCACAACAGGCAGUGUGGUUGCAAUGUCUGACGAUGAGUUUGCCCAAGUUGGAACUGUGAGAUCACAAGUGGCUCUACAGGUACCGAAAAAGGCUCUCAAGAUCAAGAAACAAGAACGUUUUGAUGGUAACCCAGGCGGCCUGGAGUCUGACCCAUUAGUCUGUGUCAAAACUGAAGCGUCUCCAACGCAACCUGAGGAUCAUCUCCUUGGCGAUAUUGUCGAGAAGGCGCUGAGACAGAGUGACAUUUCGUUCCCUGGAAAUGACGAGCUCGUGAGCAAGGUGAAGGUCGAAACUGUGUGGGAGGAGCCUCCUCUAUGUGCGUCGGGCUCAGCUGCGCUGUACAGCAUCAUUGCUGAGCAGAGCGAGCAUGAAAGCUUGGUCGAGGUCAAUCCACUCGUUCACACAUUGACGGCCACUGUUUCUAGCAACGUCCAUGAGAACAAAUUUGCAGACAGAAAACUGAGUGUUGCUGCAAUAGCAGCGGACCGAUUUGGUUUUGUCACAUCAGCCGCUGAAGUUUUUCAGCAUGCUUGAAUUUGUUAUUUUUGCCAUUUGUGCACCAAACCUAAAAAAAGUUGAACAUUUGAACAUUUGGGAAGCCCCAUUUUUUUAUUAAUGCAAAUAAUUUGGUGUCAUCUAAAGUGUAACACACAUUUAAUUUUUAAGCUAAAUAUCAAAAGUAGUAGUCAUGCACCAUGGUGACUAGUUUUAGUGCCUUUUCAAUAUUUUAUAAAAAAAAAUUAGAAUAUUUAUUAAUAGUACAUAAUAUGUAUUACAUAUAUUUUGUUGUGUCAAAAAUAUUCUUUUUAAUUUUCUUUGCUUUUUUUUUAAUUAACUGUGCAAAACUUUUGAAGACAGAAUCAUAAUUAUUUAAUGAAAUUCUUCUGUGUAAAAUUUAUCUAAAAAAAAAAAUUUUGUAUUGAUAAAACUUCCUAUAUGAUACAGCAACUUUCCCACUUUCUUAAGGACUACAUUCUUAACCCAGUUACGAAAAUAACAGUUUGCUUAAGUCAUAAUAUGACUAAUUUUUCCACAUUUUGAGUCUAAAUACAAACAUUUAAAAGAAAAAUGUGAGCGAGUCUUUCAGAACUCACCAGUGAUGUGUAAACAUCUAACCUCGGUAACGAGCAUAUUCAUGUGCUCAUGUUGCUUAUGUUGCAAAUAAACUUAUAACACGAAACUCGGACACUAAAUUUAAGGUAUAAUUCUGUAAAAUAAUGCUGAACAUUAUAAAUAAUUUGAUAAAUAAAACAGUCACUUUUCAAAUACCAACAUUUCUAGAUGUGAAUUACACACACUUUCUGCACCCGCCGCUGCCUGAAUCGUAAACACUUUUAGCCACUAUCAAUUGCAGAUAGCAAUUAGCAACUUGAAACAACCGGAAAUUUUAAACUAUUAUUAACGGCUCUGAUGAAACCCUGUCUUUGGACCUGAUUUUCAACAAGGAAUUUUAUUAAAAUACUGCCCAGCUUGUUAAAAUUUACUGAACAGCUAAUACUAUAAAGAUUCCGCACAUGAUAGAAGUUAUACUUCUAUGGUAUUACUAUAAUAUUAACCAGAAACAUUUUAAAACACAUAUUAUAACACUAAGUAUAUUGUAUUUGUUUUUGCCUAAACGACUUAAAUCAGUCUGUAAAUACUUCCUACAAACAAACCUUAACCUUAUUGAACUGAUUCAACAUUAAUAAUAAUGUUAUUUAAAAAGUUUGAAAAAAUUCCACUGGCAAGAUUCAAACCUUGCAUCUUGAGGUUACCAAGCACACACUCUACCGCUGUGCUACUAAGCCUAUUGGGAAUUUAGAAGAAGUAUGUGUAUUGCAAUCAUUUCAAUGCCAGUUUUGUUAGGUAUUUUAAAGCUUGUGAUUUAUUUUUAUUAUGACUAUUUUAGUUUACCAAAUAUAUUCCAGGGUAGUUUCAUUAUCAUUAAGAUUCAUUUGGCACACCUAUACGUUUUUGUAUGACCCCUAAUGUUUACGAAAUUGUAUACAGAUUUAUGUUGCUGCACGUGAGUCCACAAUCUUUGUGACACUUUUCCAUUCAACAAAUUUUCAUGAAAUUACUCCUACCAAAUGCUCUAUUCCGAGAGUUAAGAUGUUUACACAUCAAUAACCUAAUUUAAUUACGGUAAGCAGUAUCUACAACUAUAGUGAGAAUAUAAGACAAUGUGUUCAGGAUUUUUUUUUUAUUUCUAUUUUGCAUGUUCCUAGUACAAUUACUUAUUACUAAUAGCCAUUAAGAAGCCAAGUUUCACACAAACAAAAAAAAAUCAAACCAAGAAUCAGCUUGAAACAUGGAGGCCUUCAAAGAACAUCUUAUAUUAUUUACUAAGAAAAAUUUGAAGGCUUUUAUUGCUAACCUAAAUGUUAUUAAUUUUGUAAUUUAACAGUCAGGCAUGUUUAGUCCUAAUGAUAUGCCAUAAGAACAUAGUGUUUCUCCUUGCGUCAAAAUUAGUUUUUAAAAAAUGGACCUUUUGAAAGCGAUUUAUAAGAUAAGUAACAAGACUGUUUAUCAAGAAAAUAGACAUUAUUUCUAAAGUAUUAAUAUUUUAACAACUAGUUGAGUUACUGUUUAAAAGUUUUUCCUAUAAAAAAGGAAUAUUAAUAAUGCUAAACUUCAGAAUCAGCUGAAAGCUCAAUGCUGCUAGGCACAUGGGCCUGCCAUGGUUAACAUUAUGUGCGAUAAGUCUUGUGUUUGGUUUCAAGAGAAAAUGAGACUGUAAUGAUUUUCUUUCAAUGACCAGACAUUACUUUAAAAUACUCAUUUGUCGAUGCAGACACAUUCAUAGAUUAUGCCUAACCGCAUUGGAAAAACAUAUGCCAGGAGUGAAGACCACUUUGAAACAUCUCCUACUGGAAAAUAAGACAUUGUACUAGCAGAAUAUAUGUUGUCUGGCACCAGAGGAGGCUUGAUUUUGACUUAAAAAGCCAGUUACAUGUCUACAGGCAGCAGUGCAGUACGUAUUAUGUGCUUGCUAUUUAAAUAUUGACUCAUCAGCAAAUUUUCAUCAUUUCUAGCUUAUGAAACUCGUGUUAUUGCUGUAAUAUGUUAAGUGUAUAACUGUGUACAGUAUUUUUUUAUAUAUAUAAUUAAUUUUUUGGGUUUGAUCAGAAUUCUUUUAGCAUUCCAGUUUCUAGGUAUUAUUUAUUUUAUGCCUGAUCAUAGUGAUCAUUCUAAAGUGGUAUACAAGAUGAUUGUGUUUGUUUAUUUACUGUCACACUACAUAACUUUCUUGCAAAAUCAUAAAAGUGGAUUGAGUGAUAUAGUUAAGUUUUGGUCCUUUUUACAAUAUCAGGUUUUAUUUAUUCCAAACUUUGCUGUGAAAAUUCUUGUACUUUUUGAUUAACUGCAGAUGAUAAGGGAACCAAAAAAGCAACCUUACUAACCAAUAUUAUGAAGCAGAAAAUAUAUUCUGAAAGUAACAUUUUUAAUGUGCCUAUGUAACUUAAGUCUGAAAAUAAUUACUAUAAUACCUAGUAAUAAUUUGGCUUAUGAAACAAUUUGGAAUUUUUUGUUUUAUUGGUUUUUUAAUUUUUUAUUUUAUUUCUCAUUAUAAUUGUAUUUAACUUAUCAGGUAGUAAUAUGGUCCAUUUUAAAAGUGAUUAUUAUUUGUAUAAUUUGCCUUGCACAGCAGCUGUCAUAUGUUUUCAAAAAUUAUAUAAGCACGUAUUGAUUACAUGAUGCACCUACUCUAUGCAUUGGUGUAUAUUAAGUCAUGAAUAAGUUUCAUAUUUGUUGAUAACAUUGAUUAUUUUGAAAUUAAUUAUGCAAUUUGAAAAGUAUUUUUUUUGUUCCAAAACAUUGUGUCAAUUGAAAUUAAAGAUAAAAGAAAAAAGUUUCACUUAAAUUUUUUUAAGAGAGAGUUGGUGUUUUGUGCAGCUAUCACAAAUACAUACGAUGGUAUCAAACAAUUCUUUUUUUUUUUUCCAAGGGUUAAUUAGAUGUUUUAUUUGAACUUUAUUCUUGUAUUAUUCUUUAUUAGCUUUCUUAGCGGCUUGUACAGAUUAUGAGUUUGUUUGUGAUCCUACAAGGGCUUUGUCAUUUUGAUAAAGUUAUUCAUUAGCUUAGGUUUAGUGAUUUUUUGUGAGUCAUCAGGCUAAGUUCCCUAAUCGUUUAAAGUUGCUGUUUUAAAAAACAUAAAACUAGAAUUAACUUUGCUGCAUGUUUAAAUUUCUGUAUGUUAUUUGACAGUAAAGAGCGGUGUAACGUAAUAGAUUGAUGGAUGUUGAAAUUUGCCAAAUUUGUUAGCAAGCUUAUUUGAGCACACAGAAAGGUAGCCUAUAUGCCACAGAGUUACCAUGGUAAGGUGAGAACUGUGUGUCAUUAGUAAAAUUCCUAGAUUGUUGUUAGUUUUUUAUUAUAUUAAUGUGUAAUCCAGAAUGUCAGUUGUAGCAUUUUCAAAUGAACAGAACACCUGAUUUUUCUUAUUUUGUGUUUGCUAUGCCAUAUUUUGGUUGGCAUUUUUUUUUUUCUUUUACUGAAUAAAAGCUAUCAUGUGUCACUGAACACACAUGGCAGCUUUAAAAAUGGCAAAUGGGGCUGGAAUAUCUCCCCCUGAAAUAUACUGGAGCAUCUUGUUAUCAUUCCUACACAUGCCAACCUCUGCCAUCUCCAAACUCUCUCACAGGUCCUCAAAUCUGAGAAAGUACAUAACAGGGGUAUGGACUAACUGCAAUUCCUUGGCUGCCGUAAAUAAUCAUUUGCUGUCCUUAACAUAUGGUUACACAACCCACACCCUUGCUGUAUUGUUUUCAAUGAGAUAGUAGGGUUUUUUAUUUUAUUUUUUAUAAAAAUAAAAAUAAAAAUAAAAAUUCAGUUACAUUAGGGACUUAGGAUUUAAAGAAAUUGCUCUGAAAAAUUUUAUUUUUAUGCAAGAGAGCAAGUGACAGUACACCAGCUGGUGAAAGUCACCCCUGGAGUCUCUCAACCCAUGAUUUACCAUUUGUUUUUAUUGAAAUAUUGUUUAAAUAACACUAACUUGCUGCUUGUAUAAUUCAAGCAACCUAUCGUAAUGAUUACAUUGGGGUUCGAUGUUUAGAGCUUGUUAAGCUAAAACUAAAUGGCUUUAAUUGUAAUUGGAUCUGUUUCAUUUUUGUGUUUAUUUUAAUUUUUUGCAGAAAUUACUUCAAAAACCUGGGAGUAAACAGGAAAAAUUUGAAUUAGUGCUGGGGCAUCCAACCUUUAAAAAGUUACUAGUAUUUUUAAAUCCCGCAGGCUAGUUUGUGUUUUGUUCAGUCUUUUGGCAGCAGCAACAACAACAACAACAACAACACCAACAACAACAACAACAACAACACCACCACCACCACCACCACCACCACCACCACCACCACCACCACCAUCAAUACUACUAUCACAAUGCACAACCACUACCAGUACCACCACCACAAUACUACUACCAAUAACCACUACUAAGAAUACCACCACCAAUCCAAUCCACCACCACUACUACCAAUACCACCACCACCACCACCACCACCACCACCACCACCACCACCACCACCACCACCACCACCACCACCACCACCACC
Messenger RNA from Bacillus rossius redtenbacheri, 7243 nucleotides. RefSeq lists its product as uncharacterized. Gene Ontology annotation, molecular function: RNA polymerase II cis-regulatory region sequence-specific DNA binding; DNA-binding transcription factor activity, RNA polymerase II-specific. Gene Ontology annotation, biological process: regulation of transcription by RNA polymerase II. The record is from RefSeq and is a predicted model, not a curated record. The transcript has 9 exons. Lineage: Eukaryota; Metazoa; Arthropoda; Insecta; Phasmatodea; Bacillidae. The coding region runs from base 162 to 2249 and encodes 695 amino acids.